AAAUCCAGGGGCAUUUAUUAACUUUUGGUCUUUAUAUAUAUGGACGCCCAACAUUAAUCUUAUCUCACAACACACCAUUGGUACUAAAUUUGGUGAACAACUUUUCAUACAGUUGCAGAAAUGGCAGGAGGAAGGAGAAGAGAGACGAUCAACGGUAGAAAUUUGUUGAGGAGGAGGAUUGAGUACAGCCGUCCGAUUCCGAAGAGGGGACAAGUGAAGGUGGCUAUUGUUUCAGGAUUGGCUCACUCUUUAUCUUCAUUAUUUUCUUUUGGGGCUCGUUCGUGAUCGACGCAAUUUUCUUGAUUGGUUCCGUAUGUGCUUGCGCUAUAGAGAGCAGUUUGGUUGAAGGUGGAAAUUUUUGAUGUUUCACUUUCAGUAAUUGCAGAUUGUACAGCUUUUUUUUGCAUCUAGUAAUGAAUUCAUUUCAGUUUCUUUGAUUGUGAAAUAACAUAAUUUUAGGGUUGAGUAGAUAAAUCGAUUUUCGACAUGGGGGCAAAAAAAGAAAAGAGAGGGAUGGGGUUUCUGUCGCUUUUGGCAUAGCGGGACGGUCGAGUAGAUAAAUCUAUUCCGAUCAUCGGCAUACAAACUAUGCUAUGUUAUCUGAUGCUACGAAAACAAGAUGAUCAUACAAACUAUGCUAUGUUAUCUGAUGCUACGAAAACAAUCGUUACGAUAACAAAAUUAUGAUUUUCCGACGGCCCAAUAUAUUGUUGGAUUACGUUACUUGUACAUAAAAAUUGUAUAUACGGGAUUACAUCCAAUGAUGUGAAGGGAAAAUAUACUGUUAAACAGGAAAAAAUGAAUAUUGUUUGUCUUUGGGCAAAAUUUAAUUUAAUUGGACUUCACUACAAGCGAAGCUCAAUAGCAAAUUGAGUGGGCUCAAACGUGGGCUAAAUUUGAAGUAGAAUGAGCACGUUUGGGUUAACUUUGCUUUCGGCCGAAGACCUAAGCCACUGUUAAACAGAGAAAUCGCAUUUGUGUGAAACAAUAAUUCUGGUUCAAAAUCACGAUUUUGUGGACCGCUGUUAUAACGUCAAUGCCAAAAUUCCCUCGCGAAUAAAUUCUCUGCUUGCUCUCUUCUUUCGCUUGGAGGAGCUAAAGCUAGUAAAAAUGGCAGGCGGCGUGGAAGGGGCUGUGAAGGAGGUAAAAUCGAAGGCCGAGCUUGAUCAAACCAUCGGGGAGGGCUCUCCGGUCAUUCUACACUUCUGGGCGUCGUGGUGCGAGGCGUCCAAGCACAUGGACCAAGUUUUCUCUCAUCUUUCCACUGAUUUCCCUCUAGCCCAUUUCAUCCGGGUUGAAGCUGAAGAACAACCAGAAAUUUCUGAGGCAUAUUCUGUCUCUGCUGUGCCUUAUUUCAUGUUGUUUAAGAUACUUUUUUAUGAAUGUCGACCAAAUAUCGAUGGCAAGGCAGUUGAUACAUUGGAAGGUGCUGACCCAUCUAGUUUGGCCAACAAGGUUGCCAAAGUUGCUGGGUCAAUCAGUCGAGCUGAACCCGCUGCUCCUGCUAGCCUCGGGAUGGCCGCAGGUCCUACUAUUCUUGAAACAGUUAAGGAGUUUGCUAAAGAAAAUGGUUCUCCUCAGGAACGGACCCUAUCACCUUCAGCUGUAGGUGACGGACUCAAAAAGAGACUUGAGCAGCUCGUUAAUUCUCAUGGUAUCAUGCUUUUCAUGAAAGGAAGCCCUGAGUCUCCCAAAUGUGGUUUCAGUCAAAAAGUAGUUGACUUAUUGAAGAAAGAGAAGGUUAAAUUUGGAAGUUUUGAUAUAUUGACGGACAAUGAGGUUCGUGAAGGAUUGAAGAAAUUUUCCAACCGGCCAACGUUUCCUCAACUAUACUGUAAGGGUGAACUGCUUGGUGGCUGUGACAUUGCAAUUGCUAUGCACGAAAGUGGGGAGCUAAGAGAUGUUUUCAAAGGUCACGGAAUUGAAAUAUCCAAUCCCAGUGAGAUAAAAGCCACCAGUCCUGAUGGUGGACGGGGAGGCAUUACGGGUCCUUCAGGCUUGACUGCAGCUCUGACUUCUCGACUGCAAGGUCUGAUAAAUUCUAGUGAAGUCAUGCUGUUUAUGAAAGGAAAACCCGACGAACCUCGAUGUGGUUUUAGCCGCAAGGUUGUCGACAUUCUUAGACAGGAGAAAGUCAAGUUUGGGAGUUUUGACAUUCUUAGUGACGAUGAGGUUCGUCAAGGCCUCAAAGUUUAUUCAAACUGGUCGAGUUAUCCUCAGCUAUACAUAAAGGGUGAACUCAUUGGAGGAUCAGACAUCGUGUUGGAAAUGCAAAAGAGUGGAGAACUUAAGAAGGUUCUAUCCGAUAAAGGGAUCCUGUUAGGUGAAACCCUAGAAGAUCGCGUUAAACAGUUGGUAAAUUUAUCAGCCGUAAUGCUUUUCAUGAAGGGUACACCGGAUGCUUCGAGAUGUGGUUUCAGCUCCAAAGUAGUAAAUGCCCUGAAGGAGGAGGGAGUCGAGUUUGGUUCUUUCGAUAUUCUAACCGACGAGGUAGUAAGGCAAGGAUUAAAGAAGUACUCAAACUGGCCAACCUUUCCACAGUUAUAUUACAAAGGAGAGUUGGUAGGAGGUUGUGAUAUUGUGAUGGAACUGCACAACAAUGGUGAGCUCAAGGUUACCUUAUCUGAGUAGAGAUACACAUCCGAAUGGAAUGGAUUUUGGCUUCAUUAAUGCUUCGCUUAUCAUUCCGUUCGCCGGCCCUUGUCUUUGCAAUAGCUUAUUAAAAUUCUCAAGACAGCCUGUUUGAUUUCUUUAUGAACAAUUUAUUUUUCCCCCUUUCUUUCCUCUAUAUAUUUUUGUGACAUGUUGCAAAGUGUUUCUACAGUUGGUAACUGUAAUGGUCACUGAUAUUAGUUAUGGCGAUUCUCUUGGGCUGAUGAACUAUUUAUACCUUUGUUCAAUGCCUCAGUGAAUUUGAAACAGUUUUUGGAGA
This is a messenger RNA of Olea europaea var. sylvestris, 2932 nucleotides long. Its product is annotated as monothiol glutaredoxin-S17-like. Bases 1111 to 2631 code for a protein of 506 amino acids. NCBI's taxonomy places the organism in Eukaryota, Viridiplantae, Streptophyta, Magnoliopsida, Lamiales, Oleaceae. The transcript has 4 exons. The record is from RefSeq and is a predicted model, not a curated record.